UUCCGUCAAAUCACUGCGCGAAGGUUGAUCAGCUGAGCUGAAUUCUAUCAUCUGAGCGCGAAUCGACGUGUGCGUAUUUCAGACACUUAAGAGUAAGUUUAACGUCUAGUUACCAACCGAAUGGAAAUAAACGAUGUGCAUUUUACCUAGUGUUUAAAGAAUCAUCAUGCAAUAAGGACAAAAUGGGACAAAGGAAACGAAAACAAAAACAACGACAGAAACCUAAAGAAGCGGUUAGUGGUGACCAACAAUCGGAAUCAAACAAUGGGGAGUCGACUUCAUUAUUUGAAACGAAAGGACAGUCAUCUACGGAAAAAGUACCACCAGAACCGCAAUCUGCAUUGUCAGUAACUGAACAAUGUGAAGGAGGACUAGAGGUCAAACCAUGUUUGCCAGUUGGUAAUGACACGUCGGGAAUGCAGACUUAUAACGAUAAAAAUAGCUCCGAUGAAAGUGCGUCUUCCGUUCAGGUUACAGAAGCAACGGACGAGUGGCCUUCACUGGAAAGCUCAACCAAAAGGGACACUGGAGCGAGACCCAAAACAUAUGACAGUACUGUGUGGAAAGUGAAAGGAAAUCGUAAACCAGAUGUGAACAUUUACGGAAACUCAAAUGUGCAGAUUGGAGAUGGGCAAAAUAUUAUACAGAUGAAUUCAUAUACAGAUGCAGUUGUUCCAACGCAAGUAACCAUUAAUUUUCAAGAGAAAGGGACUUUGCCAUCUUCUAAGAUGGCAGUCAUGAAUAAAUUCCGAGAAAGUAUGAGGCAUUUUAAAACUGGCCAUUUUAUUCUCGUAACGGAUGAAGUUGAGUUUGUUCAAAAUAUUGACUGUCUUGGGUUUGUAAAGUGGCUUGUUGUGUUUGACUUUGAUAAAAGAGGUUGGGAAACUGGACUUCUUUCACGUGUUAAGAGUAGACUGCAACAAAGUGCUUUUCUAAACCAUAUAUGUUGGCAAGAUACAAAAUUUUCAGUAUCAAAUGAAAACAUAACAUGGAUAUCACUCACGGGAAUCUCUGACCGACCAGAUACAAUUUUGGACGAUUUAAAUCAAUGGAAACGAAAAGUAAGGUUAAAUCUUACCCAACAAAUUAACCAGAUAAAGAAAUUUUGUGAAUUGUCUACGAUAUUGAGCGUUCUCGUUGUAUGGCCAGAAAUGUCUACAAAAUAUGGCCAUUUUCGAAUUGUCAUAGAAACAAUACAAGAAAAUCUCGAUGACGUAGCUAUUGUGGUUGCUGUACCAAGUAAUGUUCACAAUGCAGAUGAUGCAAAUUUAAAAUUGCUAGAAGAAGAAAAUGAAAAUUGCACUGUUCUGCAAAUCGAUCUUCAAGAAAUCUGCAAAAUUAUUCAGUCGGAAUGCGCAACUCAAACCGUUUCAAACCAUACCCAGUAUAUGCUUCCUACGAGCGAUGGUUUUAACUUACCUGGUAUAACAGAUGCAGAAGCCCACUGGCUACGCGAAGACCUAGAUGUUUUAUAUUUUGAAAACAACGAGGAAUACACCAUAGAAAAUCUACAGGAAGAGGAGCAAAUGUUCUAUAAGGGUGGCACUUUGUCCUGGUCGGCAAGAUAUGCUGGGAGAUCUACACACGCCGAUAUCGAACGAGACUUUCAUAAGCAGAUAGUUAGUAAAAUUAAAGUAAGACAUAUUCAAGUCUGUAAAGCUGGUAUAAUCAAACUAUGUCACAAUCCUGGAUCAGGCGGUACUACGCUAGCCCAAAGGGUUGUGUGGGAUUUAAAGCAAGAGACACCUUGUGCACAGGUGAAACACAGAUUUGGUUCAACUCUGCAGGAUAUUUGCGAGAAGAUUGAACUUUUGCAUGACAAAACACAAUUACCAAUUAUUGUGCUACUAGAUGGCGAGGAAGAGCAACGAGUUGAAUCCAUUUUCAGUUCUGUUCGAGAUAGAGUUUGCAUCAUAGUUCUCUAUGUUCAAAGAUAUUAUACUUACAUAGACCGAAAUUACGAAGAAAUAAUCAGCAAUAAGAUGUCAUUUUUUCUUCAAAAUCAUGUCUCUUGUCUAGAAGCAGACCUUUUUGCAAGGCAAUACCGGAAAGAUCAGAAGUUAAGUCCACUGCAAGAGAAAAAAUUAAAACAGUUGGUAGCAAGAUGUCGUACAGAAAACGUCAAAAAACAGAAAAAGAUCAGUGUUUUUGAGUUAGGACUUGAAAUUCAUGAUUAUCAAUACAAUGGAUUAUGCAAAUACAUCAAAGGCUACUUGCAGCUUGACAAAAUGUCUGAAUUACAGUCGUGGCACAAAGUGUUAGCUUACCUGUCCCUUGUUUAUUUCUUCGGACAGUCAUCACUUCCAUGUCGUCUGUUUGCAGAUCUUCCAGCAAUGCAAAAUAUUUACAGAAUUGAAGACUUUCCGAUGGAAAUGAAAGAUUUAGUCGUUCCAGAUAUUAAUGACAUAAAACCAAAUAUGGUUCGAAUAAGUCAUUAUCUUGUAGCAAAGGAAAUUCUUAACCAGCUGCUUCCGCAUCCCAAAAUUGUAAAUGAAUUUUAUCCCCAGCAAUUGUCUGAGGACGCAAAGCGGAAUUUAGAAAAAAUAUCGGUUGAAUUUAUCGAGUUUGGAAGCAGACGUGCAAGCGAAGAUCACUCAUCCAGCUUGAUAUGCAUCAUGACAAAGACAUUUAUUGACCGAACAAAUAAACAGGUUUGCGAAAAUGAAGCUUUCGAAAGUAAGACCAGGAAAACACAAGAAAGUAAGCACAGAAAAACAAAUCUCGCACCUAUAAUAGAACUGGCUAGUGAUAAGCCACCAUACACCGAACGGUUUCGUAUUUAUCAGCAAUUAACGGAGUCUUUUCCGAAAGAGGCGCAAUUCAAAGCACAUCUUGGACGGCUUUACAGUUUAUGUAGACCGGAAGAGGUAAAACAAGCUGAAAAGUAUUUAAGUGAAGCCUUAGACGACAGUUUGGCGGAGAUAGAAGGAUUUGAUGAAGAUGACAUUCCUUAUACAAAGAAACUUGACCUGAUGCACAUUUACCACAUGUUUGGAAGUGUCAUUAAGAGAAAUCUUUCUAAAUAUACAGGAAAAACUGAGGGGGGAUCGAAAAAAAUUGACUUUGCAAGGCUUUCUAAGGUUUUAUUGCACGACAUUAAACGAGCAUGCACAUACUUCACUGAGAGUAGAAAAAUGACUCCUCUUGGCUCUGAAAAAUGUUACAGCUAUGUCAGCGAGAUACAUGUUCGUCUAACAUUUUGCGACUUUGUUAAUAAGAACAGUGGUUACACUAACUUAUUUGAAUUUCUUGACAACAAUGACAGUGAAGCAGCCGAUUUCGUAAGAGAUUCAUGUGUUAUUAUGGAUGAACUGUUUGUUGAAUGCUUUAGUGUGAUUGAACUUGAACGUAUGGAUUAUUCGAUCGGCAACUGUCAGGAAUGGUAUUCAGCUUUGUUCCAGUGCAUUCCAGGUCAUUUUAUUCCAAACAUAGGGGACGGUGUACAGUCCAGGAGGCUAGAGAUAGCUAGAAUCAAAAUGCAAUACUGCGAGCCAGAUACAUAUGGCGUAUUAGAACUUAUAACAAACGCAAAUGACAUCCAACAGAUCGCAAAAAGGUAUGAAAUGAAUAUCAUAGAAUAUGAAAAUCAGGGCGUUUUACAUGUUUCUAAACGACAAAUGAACAUGGAUUACAUGGAAUGGAUGUACGUUAUCCGCCACAAACUUUAUGAACAAGAAUGUAAGAUCGAUCACGUACUUCAAAAAGUAGAGAAAUGGCACGAACUACUCCAUUCUCCUCAAAGCCGAUUUUACCUAUUUGUUCUGCACAGUCUGCUUGGAUUUGGUACAGAUGGAGACGGAAGUCAUAGCUUACUUAUUGCAGCCAAAAAUUUAAAAGAAGAAGUUGUCAAAUUUUCGAAAUAUGUAGCUAAGCCCAGGUACCCAAGAGAGUGGCUGGGGCUACCCAGAGACGAUAUAAGAAGACUGUAUCCCGGCCUCCGUUUCUUUAGAAGGAUUGAAGGUAGAAAAAUACCAACCGAUCUUUUAGAGAUCAGAAAGGGAAAAAUUCUGCCCCCAAAUGACAAACCUUCUGGGGGCUUUAUUGCACUUGAUCUGGGACCAAAUAAUCGUGUACCCAUAAAUGUAUUCUACAUUCCAGCACGAACGGAAGGUUUAAAGGGAACACUAAACAGUGGAAUUCGUGUGGAAUUCGUCCUCGGUUUCAGUAUGUCGCACGGCUAUGAAGCAUUCAAUGUCAAGCGUUUAGAAACCGUCCAAUGCCCAAGGUGCAAGAUUGCAAUUGAAAAACGAAGCAAUGAAACAAGUGUAACGUGUCAGAAAUGCACAAUGACUUUUUCUGUGAAAAGGCCUAGAUAUCUAUAAUUUGUUCGAGACACCACAUGUUUAACAGACCAUUAUCAUGUUAUGCAGCACAUUCGAACAUUUUGUACACCGCGAUAAAUACUUCAUGACAUACCAUACAGUUAAGUUUUUGCAUCUAGUUACAAUUGAUAUGCAUAGGCUUCCAAGAUCACAGUGAAGCCUAUUCUGAUGCGACCGCAUUGACUUAAUAUUCAUACAGGUGUGUGUUUGUGUGGCGAUGAGACACAACGGCAUGUUUAGUUUGUGUAUAUUCACAAACAUGUACUGACGCAUGUGUUACCAGAUUGUGUGCGUUAUUUGCUUUGUGUUCUGUGUGCAGUGCAUUGUUUUCAAUGUACAUAUUAUACGAAACUAUGCUAGUGUUAAUAUUUUGCUGUAAAACUUAAAAAACACCGUUCCAAAAACGAAAUAUAGGGGCCUAUACUUGAUUCACUGUUGACAGUUGUCCGUCUGUCUCAGCAUAGAUAUCAACUUGCCUAACGAAAUAGUGCUUCACUUUUCAACAUACAGCUUACAAUCUUGCAUGCAGCGUUCCUUAAGAAAUGUAGCUGUGUAUUUGUUCACUUUGUAACCUUACUAUAACCCGAUAAUGUUAUGCCUGUGGUUAAUUUUGUUAUUGUUAUAGCAUAACUAUUAAAAUUUGCAACAUAUAACAGCGCAUAUUAGAAGCGUUCGCCAUACAACUUUGGAAAGCUGUAGUGUGUUGCUUAAUUAUCGUAUGUUAAGUAUGCAAUUACCUUAGUAAUGUAGUGUAGUGACAGAAAAUAUGUGUCAUGUAUUUACAAUACUAUGUUAAAUGAUAUUGACUCUAACCCACGUAAGCAAAACUGGGUUUCACUUGUUAAAGAUACGUUGUGUAGAUUAGGUUUCUAUCAUGUAUGGCUGCAACAGAGUGUUGGAAAUAAUAACCAGUUUAUUAGUGUAUUUAAACAACGUGUUAAUGACAUAUUUGUACAGGACUGGCAUAGUAGAUUGGAAAAUUCAUCUCGAGCGAUAUUCUAUAACACUUUCUGUAAUUUCGAAUUUCCAUAUCUUAAACAUGUAAAUGUUAAAUGCUAUAGAAAUAAUCUUACAAAGUUACGAAUGUCAUCACAUAGAUUAAAUAUUGAAACAGGUACAUGGAAUAGAACGCCAAGGGAACAAAGGCUAUGUAACAAAUGUAAUAAAUUAGAGGACGAAUUUCAUUUUCUUUUUGAGUGUAAUCUAUAUGAUAGUGUACGAGGAAAAUAUCUUAAGCAUUAUUACUGUCAUAGACCAAAUAUGUUUAAAACUGUCGAGCUGAUUACAAAUGAUAAGUGUGAAAUAUUAUGAAACCUAGCUGUAUAUGUAAGCAAAGCCUUCGAACUGAGAAAAGCACAUUAUACAAUGCAUUAAUAUUUAUAUCGUUUAUUGUAUAGUAUAAACUAUAAUUCACCAUCAGUUUCCUGAUUCACUUGUCCGUAUAUCAAAAUUGCAACCGUUGUCGGUGUUAUUGGGGUCUCUGCAUUGCAAAUACAUGCAUAAAUAAUUAUCGGACACCAUAAAGCCAAAGUAUUAAGCGUCAUACGUGUAUUACAUGACUACAGAUAAAUUUUAAAUUAUGUACACAGGGAUUUAUAAAAUAAGAAUCGUUUUAACCCAUGGUGAUGUAUACAUAUUGUAUAAAAUUAGUGUGGUAGGCUCAUAUGCAUGUAAAAGAUACAUCCAUUAUUGGAUCCAUUAUUGGAAGUAGUGAUGAAACAAGUUCAAUUAUUUCAGCAAAGUAUAUUGAACAAAAUGAUACAAUCGAUGAUUAAGAUUUUCAAUAUUUUAUUUUGAAUCUUCGAAUCUUAAACCAUAGCAAUUAAGUCUAGCAGUUUCUGGUAUACUGAAUAUCAUUUAGUAAGAGAGAAAACUCUUCUGUUCCUUGUGAGAAUGAUUGGAAUAGUUAGCUUUCCUUUCUGCGCUCUGAGUAUUUGUAUUGAAGAACAUACAGUUUUUUUUUAACUUGAUGUUAGAUGUACAGUGAGAUGUUAGUUUACCUUCUACGUAAAACGAAUUUGUGUUAAUGAUUUUGAAAGUCUAUAUUUUUUAUUAACACAUUUUGUAGAACAUGCUUUUCCAAUAGAAAUAUUGAAAUAUCAAAUUAAUAUAUGCUGUGUAUAUACUGUAUGUUUAUUUAGAAAAUUGAUUUUGAAUUUCUACUGGAUGCGAUAUGUAGGAUUUGUAUCAGAACAUUAUUGUUUAUUAAAUCAUAACGUGUUUUUUUAUGCAACAUCAUGUUUUAUGAAUAUAUGAAUGAUAUGAUAUGUGUUGAACAAGGACCAUAACGGCCUAUUUCAACUGUGUAAAUAUGUAUAUGCCUUGAAUAGAUUGAAAAUACUUUUUAUAGAUAUCUUACGUAUCACAAUGCUUUAGAUUUACGAUGUUUAUUUCCAUCCAUGAGUACAUAGACAAUUGGUUAACGCAAACGUGAAACAUCUUUAUAUCACUGUUUCUACUACAGCUAUUCUGGGUUAUUGUAUGAUGUCACUUAAUAUAUUUAUAAACAUAUACACAAACGAUUUUCAAAUAACACUUUACACACGUGCUGUGGGUCUUUAUGAACAGUCACUGACCAAUAACUAUAACUCGGACAAACUCUUUAUAUGGAUUAUGUCCCCUUUUGUACUUAUAAAGGAAGAUUAAAUAUAUUGUAUGGUUUGAAGGCAACAAGUACAUACCUCUGUAACUACUACAGAUAUUUAAUUCAAACUUAAACCAUGUUUUGAGACCAACGUGGGAGGUCACAGACAAAGGUCCAUAACUCUGAACUGCAAUUAAGCAGAAUUGUACCCGUUUUUCUUUGUAAAUUAUGUAAAUGGUUGCUCCUAUCUCUUGACAUUUAUACCUAGUAAUGGAUGUAUUUUGGCCAAGUGUUGUCACGGUCACUUUUUCCAAACACUACGAAAUAGUUUCAGCUCAAACAUAUGUUUGCAUUGCAUUGGAUCCUGUGGGAUCAUGACCAUUGUAACUUCAAAAAUAAAAACAGUUUUCCUCUCGAUGCCUUAAGUGGGAAUGGCUGUAUUUUGCUGUUAUUGUGUUUGUAUAUAGUUUAAAUUAAAAAAGAAUUGAGACCAGACAUUCCCAAACACUUUUUUACAGACGAGUCCGUUUGAAAAUACUAUGUUGUAGGUCCGAAUGUCUGGGAAAUAAUUCCAGAGGAAAAGUAGAUUGUUUUCAUUGUAUUUAAACCUGAAAAGUAAAAGCGAGCUAAAAUAAAAUACGAGCAGAAAAAGGGACAUCGAAUUUUUUUUUUUAGUUCACCUGAGCACAACGUGCUCAUGGUGAGCUAUUUGUGAUCGCCUUUUGUCCGUCAUGCGUCGUCCGUCGUGUGUCGUGCGCCGUAAACAUUUGCCUUGUUAACUCUUAUUGUCCAAUCUCGAUGAAAUAUGGUCAGAAGAUUGGUCUCAAUGAUAUCUUGGAUGAGUUUGAAAAUGGUUACGUUUGCUUGAAAAACAUGGGUGCCAAGGGGCGGGGCUUUUUUCCUUAUAUGGCUAUAUAUUGCUAUAGUAAAAUAUUGUUAACACUCUAGAGACCACAUUUAUUUUCCUAUCAUCAUGAAACUUGGUUAGAAGAUUUAUCCCAAUAAUAUCUUGGACGAGUUCGAAAAUGAUGCCGGUUGGUUAAAAAACAUGGCCACCAGGGGGCGGGGCAUUUUUCCGUAUAUGGCUAUAGUAAAACCUUGUUAACACUCUAGAGGCCAAAUUUAUUUUCCGAUAUUCAUGAAACUUGCUCAGAUUAUUUGUCCUAAUGAUAUCUUGGAUGAGUUCAAAAAUGGUAACCUUUGCUUAAAAAUCAUGGCUUCCAAGGGGCGGGACAGUUUUACUUAUAUGGCUUUAUAUGGCUAUAGUAAAAUCUUGUUUACACUCUACAGGCCACAUUUAUUGUCCGAUCUUCAUGAAACUUGGUAAGAAGCUUCAUCCCCAUUGUAUCUUGGACGAGUUCGAAAAUGAUGCCGGUUGGUUGAAAAACAUGGCCGCCAGAGGGCUGGGCAUUUUUCCUAAUAUGGCUAUAGUAAAACCUUGUUAACACACUAGAAGCCACAUUUAUUUUCUAGGGAUGGCAAACUUAAGCAAAUCCGUAACCGGUUAACCUGUUUUGAUAUUCGAGCGGUUAACCGGUUAACCGAUUGUCGUAUUGACACAUAAAUGAAAAACAAAAACUUCCGAAAAACCUAUACGUUUAUAAACAAUUACAUGUAUAGGCAAAUAUACUCUGUCUUGUUGAUUGUCUUGUAACCUCAUUACUGAAACCAUGUUAUCAAUUAAAUACUGUUUCUUUACAAAUUGUGUUGGUCCUUUAAAUUGGGAAUAUACAUUUGGAAUCCAAUACUUAGUCAUUUCUGAAAGUCAUUUCCGACAUUGUUUACAUGCUUGUUGGUGAACUGUGAUGUGUCUCUGUUGUAAUAUUACCUUCAUGGCAUUUACACAUAAUUAUUGAUCUACACCUUGACAAAUGAAAGCUAGUGCAGAAUUUGAAUUAUGUUGUGUUUUAUUAACACUCAUUAUCCUUUAAGAAUUACGUGCAUUAACAGUUUGCUGAUAAAUAACAAUUGUCAAUUAGCGUAAAUAUAUUUUGCAAUGGGCAUUGUGGUUUCCUAACCACUGUUGUUAAGGUCUGUUUAUACUCAAUGUCUUUAUUAGGGUGUUUAUGUUUGCAAUAGUUGUUAAAACAACAGUGAUCGGGUGUAAUCACAGUGUCAAGCUUUAUUGAUUUUAUCAAGCAAUGGUAGUAAACACAAUGACACAAUAAAACCUGUUCAUUAAUCCGCUGCACCCCAAUAAUUUACAACUCUAAUCGCUUUUGAUCCGCAUGGGGCAUCACGGGGUGGUAAUUGCAGAUGAUUUGCGAUCAGACAAGCGGAUUAGCGAAUACAGUGAAAUGAAGUAAAACAAAACUAACGAUUUGAGCAUUUAUUGCAUUCAACAAAAAAUUGUGUUUUUGAAGAGUAACCGAAUAUCAAUAUUGUAACCGGGUAACCUCCUGACGAAACGGAUAACCGGUUAACCGAAUAACCGUUGCCAUCCCUAUUAUUUUCCGAUCUUCAUGAAACUUGGUCAGAAGAUUUGUCCCAAUCAUAUCUUGGAUGAGUUAGAAAAUGGUAACCUUUCCUUGAAAACCAUGGGAGCCAAGGGGUGUGGCAUUUUUUCUUAUAUGGCUAUAGUUAAAUCUUGUUAACACUCUAGAGGCCACAUUUAUUGUCCAAUCUUCAUGACACUUGGUCAGAAGAUUCAUCGCAAUAUUAUCUUGGACGAGUUAAAAAAUGAUGCCCUUUAGUUUAAAACCAUGGCCGCCAGGGGGCGGGGCAUUUUUCCUUAUAUGGAUUUAGUAAAACCUUGUUAACACUCUAGAGGCCACAUUUAUUUUACGAUCUUCAUGAAACUUGGUCAGAAGAAUUGUCCCAAUGAUAUCUUGGAUGAGUUCGAAAAUGGUUUUGAUUUCUUUAAACAUAUGGCCACCAGGGGGCGGGGCAUUUUUCAUUAUAUGGCUAUAUAUGGCUUUUGUAAAACUUUGUUUACACUCUAGAGGCCACAUAUAUUGUCCAUUCUUCAUGAAAUAUGGUCAGAAAAUUUGUCGUAUUGAUAUCUUUGAUAAGUUCGAAAAUGGUUAUGUUUGCUUGAAAGACAUGGGUGCCAAGGGGCGGGGCGUUUUUCCUUAUAUGGCUAUAUAUGGCUAUUAUAGUAAAAUCUUGUAAGCAAGAGACCACAUUUAUAGUCCUAUCUUCAUGCAACUCGGUCAGAAGAUUCAUCACAAUAAUAUCUUAGACGAGUUCAAAAAUGAUGCCGGUUGGUUGAAAAAACGUGGGCUCCACGGGGGCGAGGAAUUUUACCUUUAGUUAUAUGGCUAUAGUAAAACCAUGUUAACACUCUAGAGGUCACAUUUAUUUUCCGAUCAUCAUGAAAGUUGGUCAUUUGUCCCAAUGAUAUCUUGGAUUUGUUCGAAAACGGUUUUGGUUUCUUUAAAAUCAUGGGCACCAGGGGCGGGGCAUUUUUCCUUAUAUAGCUAUUUAUGGCUAUAGUAAACAUUGUUAACACUCUAGAGGCCACUUUUAUUGUCCAAUCUUCAUGAAACUUGGUCAGAAGAUUUGUCCAAAUAAUAUCUUGUUAUCCCAGGUGAGCGACUUUGGGCCUUUGAGGCCCUCUUGUUUAACAUUCAUGAAAUGUUAUUGUGCAUGCACACCCGAACAGUUCCUCCUAUGCAAGUAUAUUUAUGUCAAUAGUCCCUUUCUUGUGUAAGAAAACACGAUCUAAUUAACGUUUACAAUUGCAUUUUUAUAGAUGUUUUAUAUAUCUUUGUUACCAGUACGUUUACACUUUUAUUUUAAAUCCGAGUUAAAUAAUUUCUCGACCAAGAACUAUUUUUCAUUUGACAGUUGCUUAAUUCUGAUCAUUGCUUUGUGAUUUUAAAACUGAGUGAUUUGCCUUAUGUUAUAUAUAUAUCUUACACGUGUUCUGUUAUUUUAAGGUACUUCAUUGAUUCCUAACCAGUAUUGAUGUGUGUUUGGUGUAAAUAUUGAUUAACAUUCAUCAGUCACUGUCACCGAAACUGUCAGUUUCGGAAAACAUUUGUCUUUACAAGCAAUUUGCAUACCAGUACACAUUUUUAUAGAAUUUUCAAUAUAAACUUUUUAAAAUUGUGUUAUACUGUGUGAGAGUGUUGUGAUUUGUUAUUAUUCAGUUUUAAUUGUUCAGAGUUGUGUUGUUUAUUUUCAUUUUUUAGUUGCAAUUUACCAAUUAUUAUUACGUCGAAUAAGUUUAGUCGGUGACUUAAAGUUUUGGCCCUAUGAAUCCCAGUCUGGCCCUGCAAGUUAAUUUAAGUCCACAUGUCUGGUUUUUAUGUGGAUUUAACAUACUUUUGAAAAUAUCUGUUUCAGGGAGGUUUUGUGCUGUUGUUUUUUCCUUUAUAGGUAGCUUGCAGACUUGCGUGUACAGUUAAAAUCAGCAAAAGUAAUUGGCACAAAUCAACAAAUAGAAUCUUCUUUCUUGCAAUUAUCAAAUUUCUUUUUGUAAUUUAUGAAUGAUCAUUGUGUAGUUUACAUAUACUUUAUAACUAUUACGCAUUCUAAUCUUCAAAUACGUGUUUUCGGCUUUAACAUCUGGUACAGACAAACAUGUACAUAAGCCUAUCAGAAAGGAAGAAUAUUCAAGCGCACUUUCUUCUCAGCUCUUGUUAAAAUGAUAGCGAAUGCGUAUUGUUAAAUAUUUAAAUGCCACAGUAACGUAUUUAUCAUGCGCCAUCAUGCUUUGUAUUUCACUAAAAAAGCUCUCUGAGCACAUAUUAUUGUUACAAUUACUAAUUGUUAAAUUGAUACAAUCUUUUGUAUUGAAAAAACGUUUUAUAUUAUUGUUGUCGAUUUUGCAAACUUAAAGUGAUUUAUGUGACUAAGUAUUCUAUAAAUCCCACCUAAGCAAAAUGUGCUCAUAGUGAGCAUUUUGAUGGCCGUUUGUCCCUCGUCAAUAUUUGACUUGUGAAUACUCUAAAGAUCACAUUUAUUUACCUAUCUUCCUGAAACUUGAUCAGAGCAUUUAUCUCAAUGUCAUCUUGGCCAAUUUAAAAACUGGAUCAUAUGGUUUAAAAAAAAAAGGUUAUUAGGUCAAAUAAAGGAAAGAAGCUUGAUAACGCUCUAGAUGUCACAUUCUAUUUCCAAUCUUCAUGGAACUUGGUCAACACAAUUCUUUCAAUGAUAUUUUGACCGUGUUUUACAACUGGGUUACGUAUGGUAAAAAAAGGCAUCUAGUUCAAAUUAAAGUCAAAUAUUGUGAACACUUUAAAGGAAAUGUGUAUUUCCCAAUCUUCAUGAACCUUGGUGUCCAAAUUAUAUUGUUGCUGAGUUCGAAACUUGGUCACGAUAGGUAAAAAACUAAGUUAUCAUGUCAAUAAAAGACGACAUUUUGUGAAAACUAUAGAGGCCACAUUUGUUGCCCAAACUAAAUUAAACUUAGCCGAAACAUUUCUUUUAAUGAAAUCUCUACCGAGUUAAAAACUCCAGUAUGUUGGUUUAAAAUUGUCGCUUUAUUAAAAUAAAGAAAGAGCUUUAGAUCUUUCUAGGGGCCACAUUUAUUGCACUAUCGACAUGAAACUUCGUCAGAUCAUUUGUCUUUGUGAUUUCAAUGCUGAGAUCGAAACUGGAUCACGGGAUGUCAAGGUCUAUUAUGAAUCCUUGUGAACAUUUCCUGGCCAUAUAUUUUUGUACACGUUUGUUUUAUAUUCCAGUUUUGUAUUAGCUCUCCUGAGCAAAAUGUGAUCAUGGUGAGCUUUUUUAAUCACCUUUUGUCCGUCGUGCGGUGUUAACAUUUGCAUUGUGAACACACUAGAGGCCACAUUUCCUUUCCGAUCUUCAUGAAACUUGGUCAGAAGAUUUGUCCCAAUUAUAUAAAGUGGACGAGUUCGAAGAUUCCGGUUGGUUGAAAAGCAUGGCCGCCAGGGGGAGGGGCAUUUUUCCUGAUAUUGCUUUAGUAAAACCUUGUUAACACUCUGGACGCCACAUGUAUUGUCCAAUCUUCAUAAAACUUGGUCAGAAAAUGUGUCCUAAAAAUAUCUUGGAUGAGUUCGAAAUUGGUUCCGGUUUGUUAAAAAACAUGGCCGCCAGGGGGCGGGGCAUUUUUCCUAAUAUGGCUGUAGUAAAACCUUGUUAACACUCUAGAGGCUGCAUUUAUCGUCCGAUCUUCCUGACACUUUGUCAGAAAAUUUGUCCAAUUAUAUCUUAGAUUAGUUCACAAAUUAUCUUUUGUAUAAUCUUGUAAACACUAAAGAGGCCACAUUUAUUAUCCGAUCUUCAUGACACUUGGUCAGAAUAUCUCAAUUUGUCUCAAUGAUAUCUUGGAUGAGACAUAACAUGGUUCCGGUUGGUUGAAAAAUAUCCGCCAGGGGGCGGGGCAUUUGAGCUUAUAUGGAUAUAGUAAAAUCUUGUAAACACUCUAGAUAGUUCAUUUAUUGUUUAAUCGUCAUGAAACUUGGUCAGAACAUUUGUUCUUAUGAUAUAUGGGAUGAUUUCGAAAAUGUUUCCGGUUUGUUGAAAAACAUGGACGCUUGGCUCUGGGGCAUUUUUCCUUAAAUGGCAAUAGCAAAACCUUGUGAACACUCUAAAAAAAGUUACAUAUAAAGUCCCGUCUUAAAUUAACUUCGUCAGAACAUUUUUGUAAUGAUAUCUUGGAUAAGUUCAAAAAUUGGUCCGGUCUGUUGAAAAGCAAGGCCACCAGCGGACAGGGGAUUUUCCUUAUAUGGCUACAGUAAAACAUUUUUAACACUCUAAACAGUCACAUUUAAAGUUCAAUCUUCAUGAAACUUGGUCAGAACAUUUGUUCAAAUGAUUUUUUUUAAUAUAAAGCUUAACAGAACAGGUCAGUUCCUUUGUAUCUUAGGCGAGCGACUUUGGUCCUUUCAGACCCUCUGAGACGCGAGAUAUGUCAGUUGUCGUUAUGCACAUUUGUCAUCGCACAAUACGUGUACAUUUUAUGUAAUAUUACGUAUAUAGAAAUUCUUUACAAUAAAAAAUACUUGUGUUAAUUGGCAUGCGUUAUGUUCGUUUCGGUGUAAUAUAAUAUCAUGCCCUUUGUUUGCCAAGUUUACCAUGCAAAUUAUUGAUUUGCAUAAUUGUUGUGCUGAAAGUAGUUAAGUAUUGAUAUGAUUAUUUAACAGUUUUAAGUCAACUGUAAUCAUAAAUAAUGGCCAUUAAUCUUGCUUUUUUCUAAAUCUAUUCAAUAUUGCAAAUAAUGUAUUGAUUAUGUCAUACGAUUUUUGAUAAGACAGCUCCUGGGUAAACGUUUUACAAAAUGUUUUAAAUGUACACUAUUGACUAUAAUAUGUUACAUGUUUAGAUAGACAUGACACCGCAACCAUAUUAUAAUCGUCUAUGGCGGUUGAUCACUUUACUAAAAACAACUUAUACAUACAAUGCAAUAAAUUGUUGUAUUUGUGGAAUGUAUACGUGUGUAAUACACUAUUUCGUAUUUAAGGUCGUGUUCGUUUUCCUGGCAAAACAAAGGCGAUCUUAUAACAAUAUGUGAAUGACCUCAUUAAAACUGCGUUUCGAUUCAUUAAAUCGAUUUCCAAUAUGAUAUUGGUACUCACAUUGUUUUCUGUUAAUUGAAAUAAUUUAUAACGCCCAAAUAUAAUAUUAUGUUUGUUUUCGCUUUCUGACCUGUGCACAAUAUUCUGAGUAGGUAGUGGGAUAUAUUUCCAUUUACAUUGUUGACUUGAGAAUGCAACUUCCAGAUCGAACAACAAUGGCAGAAUAAAUUAUUCAAUGCUUUAACAGUAUAAACAUAAACUAAUAAUUAGAUUCAAUACUAUGUUCAUAUUUAAGUAUUUAAUGAGGUCACUCAGGUGUGAUCGACCUAAGUAGAAGGAAUAUUUUUCGUUAACUAUGUUACGGUUUCAUCAAGUUAUUCAUGUUUAAUAAUUACUCGCAUGCUGUUGAAAGGAAUAAAUGUGUAUAUUGGC
This is a messenger RNA of Dreissena polymorpha, 14765 nucleotides long. RefSeq lists its product as uncharacterized. The coding region runs from base 183 to 4322 and encodes 1379 amino acids. Gene Ontology annotation, cellular component: cytoplasm. The record is from RefSeq and is a predicted model, not a curated record. The transcript is spliced from 8 exons. Lineage: Eukaryota; Metazoa; Mollusca; Bivalvia; Myida; Dreissenidae.